Messenger RNA from Prunus armeniaca (apricot), 204 nucleotides. Lineage: Eukaryota; Viridiplantae; Streptophyta; Magnoliopsida; Rosales; Rosaceae. The record is from the annotation of a GenBank genome assembly.
AUGGCUCUCCCUAUUGAACAAGCCAAGCCUUCAAACACAAGCAAGGCCAGGCUUCCUCCAAAGAGAGGCCAGAUCAAAGUUAAGAUAAUAUCCAGUUUUGUCAAGUUGUUGGUUGGAGUAGCUUCAAGAGUUGGGAGAGGGCUGAGCCGCCAUAGAAAGGUGGCAACGCAGGAAGCGCAGGCACCUAUGCAGCCCGAGAAAUAG